Cladophialophora immunda is the source of this 1152-nucleotide messenger RNA. RefSeq lists its product as uncharacterized. The record is from RefSeq and is a predicted model, not a curated record. The transcript is spliced from 5 exons. Bases 1 to 1152 code for a protein of 383 amino acids. Lineage: Eukaryota; Fungi; Ascomycota; Eurotiomycetes; Chaetothyriales; Herpotrichiellaceae.
AUGUCAUUCUUUGCCGCCCCCCCGAAACCACAAACGCCGCUAGGAUACCACCGUAUCCUAUCCCCCACAGCAUCGAUCAAAGUCUCUCCGCUGUGUCUGGGCGGCAUCAGCAUAGGCAGCUCCUGGAGCGAGGUGUUCGGGAGAAACGAAGAUCCGUUUGACCUCCUGGAUGCCUUCUUUUCUCUGGGAGGCAAUUUCAUCGACACAUCCAACACCUACAACGCGGAGGAGUCGGAGAGACUGAUCGGCGAAUGGAUGGAGUUGCGAAAGAACAGAGACCAAAUGGUGAUCGCCACAAAGUACUCGGCCGGGUAUCGGGCAUACAUGCGGGACGAGGAGCCGCUGCAGAGCAAUUUCACCGGAAAUUCGGCCAAGAGCAUGUACAUCUCGACCAGGGACAGCUUGCGGAAGCUGCGGACGGACUAUGUCGACAUCCUCUACGUGCACUGGUGGGAUUUCGCAACCUCGGUGGAAGAGGUCAUGACCCAUCUCCACGCUCUUGUCAUGGCAAGGCAAGUCCUCUACCUAGGCGUGUCAGAUACCCCGGCGUGGAUUGUGGUCAAAGCCAAUGCGUACGCCCGCAGCCAUGGCCUUACUCCCUUCUCGGUGUACCAAGGACGAUGGAAUGCCGCAUUCAGAGACAUGGAGGCAGAGAUUAUUCCCAUGUGUGAGGACCAAGGCAUGGCAGUCGUCCCCUGGGCGGCGUUAGGCGGCGGUCAAUUAAUAUCGGCUGAACAAAGAAAGCAACAGGAGCAAGAUCCCGAUGCCCGACAAGGGUACGGCUUGCGAGAGGCGGACGUCAAGGUCUGCGAGGCAUUGGAGAAGAUUGCGGAGGGCAAGGCGACCACGUUGCAGGCUGUGGCUCUUGCGUAUCUGUUCCAGCAGUCGACCUACGUCUUCCCGAUCGUUGGCGUCCAAACCGUCGAGCAUGUCCAAGCCAUGCCGGAAGCGCUGCACGUCAGGCUCUCCGAGGACGACAUCAAGACGAUCCAGAACGCAUACCCCUUCGACCCCCUCUUUCCGAUGAACUUUCUCUUCAAUUUUAGAGGUGACCAGCCGUACAGUCUCGCUCUCACCGCCGCACACAACCAGCAGUAUCAAAUGGCUGCCUGGAUCAACGCUCCGCCAAAACAGCCACCGUACCAACCCUAA